AUGGAAAAUAGGAAGCAAGAGCUUAAGAGAAAUAGCAUCAAUGUGCAUCAAAGGCUUGGAACAGAUGUCCACGUGACAUCAGAGGAGAUGGAUAUGGAAAGAAGAAACACAAAAGCAUAUGAGUAUCUUUGUAGACUGGAGGAGGCAAAGACAUGGAUAGGAGAAUUUGUAAAUGUACCUGAAACAUUUGAAGAGUUUGAGGAUGAGAUGAAGCGAGGAAUGGUGUUGGCAGAGGUGUGCAGAGCAUUUGCUCCAAGAUGUGUCAAGAGCGUGUUUAAUGGAAGCAUUCUUCAGUAUAGACAUACAGACAACAUCAACUAUUUUCUGGAUGGGAUUGUGCAGGUGGGACUGCCUAAACAUUUUCAUUUUGAAGUGAUUGAUUUGUAUGAAGGGAAGAAUUUUGCAAAAGUGAUAUAUUGUGUUCAUGCGCUUGCACACUUUUUGAGUUCGAAGGGAAUAUCGAGAAGCAUAAAAAGUGCAAGGGGAAUGGUGUUUUCAGAGGAUGAUAUGGCAAGGGCGGAUGUACAAGUUGAGAACAUGCUGAUGCCUAAAUUUGAUGAGAUUGGAGAAAAGUUAUGGGAGAAUUUGAAGAAGGAGGAAAUGGAGCACGAGAACAAUGAAGCAAAGGCUGAGAGUGAUGUGGAGCAAUACGAUGCAAUUAUUGAAGACAACGAAUGCAGUUUUUUUUCAGAAGAUAUGAGUAUGUGUGGAGAGUAUGUUGAGAUAGUGAAGUUGACUCUAAAAACAUUUCUGUACAAGAAGUGUUUUGAUGACAUAUAUUUCAGGAAGGACGCAUCUUUCUUUUCUAUAAAGAAGCUUGCAUUUUUGUUUUUUGGCGUCUCACCUGAGAUGGGCAAAGAGAACCAGAUUGAGAACCUGCACUACAAGAUAUCGAAGAUGUUUGAUAGCAUCUAUGAGAAGGAUAUGCAGAUCAAGGACAUUGAGAUGAGGAUAAAGCUGAUGAUACAGAACAGGAUGGAGGUAGGUAAUAUUAUAGUCAAGAGCCCAAUAAGCGAUGAUAUUGACACGAAGGUGUUUGAGAAGGUGUUGAUGCUGUUAAGAAAUAAUCCAAAGUAUCUCUCUGGAUUGCUUAUGCAUGUUUCUGACCUGGAUGCAUUUGUGGUAUCCAUAGUAAUUCCGAUAUUUUCAAAUGUGUGUUCGAAGAAGGAGGAAUAUAUGUUUGUGAGCCUAGUGUUGGAGACAUUCCGUAAGGAGCUUCUGAAUGAAGGACUUGAUAUCAGCAAGUUUGUGUUUAUAGACAUGUCACUUGGGAUGCAUUCUAGUGCUUUUUUUUCACUCGAGGUGUUUAAGGAGAUUGAGCUUCCUAUUCAGCAUGAAUUACCAGCAAGCUCGGCAUGUCAUAGAUUGAUGGUGAACUAUUUCAGGGUUGCAAAUAGCAGCUUUGCAAUGCGAGAUGGGAUUCUUAGCAUUGUGAGGAACCUGGAGAAUAUUGAACUGGAUGCAAAUCCGAUGCUUAUAUACAGAGUGCUGUUCAACCAGGAUGUGCUAGUUGAUAAGGCAUUGGAGAACGAAAGAGUAAGAGAAACCGUCCAGACAAGAUUGAUGGUGAUACGUGGAGUGGUUACGUCUGUUCUUGACUUCCUUGAGUCGAAUGUGGAGUCUGUCUCGUACAUUCUAAGAUAUUUCUUUAAGCUUUAUGGAUCUGGAAUGUUUUAUUCUGAGUUUGUAAUGCCGUUUAUUUUGGCACCUGAUGCAUUCAUCGAGUCUUUUGUUGUCAGCAAGGCAUUGAGGAACAAGUGCUUUAUUGUAUCUAAGGUUCUUGGGUAUGUGACAGAUGAGGUUACUGUAUUUGAAGAAUCGGAUUACGGAGAUGAGGGAAUGAGAGAUGAAGAGGUCGACACAUGCAUGAAUGACAUUGAAAAUGAGAAAAGAAGCUUUGAAUUGAAGUUCUAUUCUCCUUUGUAUCCGUUUUUCAAAAAGUGCCGUGAGAGAUAUGUCGAGAUCCUGAGAAGACUUACGAAUGUGAGUAGUCUCGACAAUUAUUUCCAGUUUGAAUCCAUGAAUGAUAUUGGAAGAGUCAAAAAGGCAACAGUGUAUAUGCCGAGUAGUACGGCUAAUCAGCUCACAACUCUGCUUAUGAACAACACAAAUCUACUUGAUCCUGAGAUGUGUGAGAUUUUGGAUACUUUGCCCUUGUUUCCAGAUGACAAGAAUAAGACACUCUCAUUUAUGAUUUUUGGGCCUGAAUGGCUGUGUUCUCAAGAUUCUGAAAAGAUGGCACUUGAUAACUUCAUAAGGGGAUUGAAGAAGAAGCUGAUAUAUGCGAUAUCAGUAUGCAAGGGAAGGAACCUGAUUGAGAUGCUUGUGAAGGAAUCUGACGAAGAAGAGCAGAAUGCAUAUAUGGAGCUGCGCAAGAAUGAAAAGUCUGUGAAGAAUGAUGGAGAGCCUAUGGGAGUGUAUCCACCUGUGCAGUAUGAGACUAUUGAUCAUUUAAAAGAGUCUAUAAUUGAUGAUCUGAACUUUUUGGAAGGCAGGAGAAUCACAACAAGACAUAGUCUGUAUUCUGAGAUGCUGUGCAUGUUGGCACAUGACAUUGUUGUUCUGAGGUUUAUGUCUGAGGAGCGUAGCAAAGAGUUAAGGAUUAACAAGCUUAGCUAUGACAACUUGUGCUACAGAGAUGAUUAUCUGUCAAACAAGAUUGAGCUAUAUCAGAACUACUUGGAAUCGUUUAUAACAAAGCUCGCUAUUAAGAAGAGGCCAUUUUUUGCAUUUAGCAGUUCAACAGAUGAAAUGGUAAGGGAUUCAAAAUAUGGGACAUACAAGUAUAGUGCAGAGAGGUUGAUGAGCAUGGGAGUGUUGGCGCAGAUGUACGAGUGCCUGGACAUGUCUGAGAUAUUCCUUCUAUUCCUUUCUGAUUCGCCGCUACUUUUCAGCAUUGAAGUGUAUGUCCAGAACAUACUGGUUUCACAUCCUGUUUCGUUUAGGUUUGAUGAUCUCCUUAAGUUGAGGAAAAAUGGAAAUACAAUUUGUGACAUAGCAGGAAUAUGUUCUUUCAGUGUAUGUAGAUUUAUUGAUCUCAUGAACUCCAAAUAUGUUGGAUGUGAAGGCUAG
Messenger RNA from Ordospora colligata OC4, 3072 nucleotides. Its product is annotated as cellular morphogenesis/cytokinesis regulation. Gene Ontology annotation, molecular function: protein binding; GTPase activator activity. NCBI's taxonomy places the organism in Eukaryota, Fungi, Microsporidia, Ordosporidae. Gene Ontology annotation, biological process: regulation of actin cytoskeleton organization. The record is from RefSeq and is a predicted model, not a curated record. The transcript has a single exon. Bases 1 to 3072 code for a protein of 1023 amino acids. Gene Ontology annotation, cellular component: cytoplasm.